Molecule: messenger RNA, 756 nt
Organism: Lycium barbarum (goji berry)
Lineage: Eukaryota; Viridiplantae; Streptophyta; Magnoliopsida; Solanales; Solanaceae
Exons: 3
Coding region: 1-435 (144 amino acids)
Source: RefSeq, a predicted model, not a curated record
AUGUCAAGCCCUUGUCUGCUUUUCUUCUUCUCGAUUCUUUUAUGUCUUUUUUUCCUUCCUCAAGAAAGGUCUCCACACGGCCUUGUUUAUGAAAGCCCUGUUGCAUUUUCACCAGAAGCAUACUCUUUUUUUCACCCUGAGACUCAAAAACAGAACAGUACUACUACUGAAAGUUUAUGUGAUAAUAAUAAUAGUACAUCAGAAUCAUCAGGCUCUUCAACAUUUCCUACAGCAUCAAGUUUGCAGUCUAAUUUAGCACAUGAAAGUUUGUCGAAGCCGGAUGAGGAUGGCGAUAAGCGAAUGGGAGCUGGUGGGAUGGUUGGGAUCGCUCUCGGCUUUGGGUUUGCUAUUGUGUUGGCUUGUGGCGUUUACUAUGCGGUGAUUGCACGAAAACGCAGCGCGGGCCAAGGCGUUCCUGUCCAGCUCAAUGUCUGACUAUCCAAAACUGUAGCAGCACACGUGUCGGGUGCUCUAAAAGUGCUACAUUUGGAGAAUUUAACUCGCAUAUGUUGAUAUUUUUGAAGAGUCCGAGUAACAUACAUCACAACAGACUCUCACUCAUAUAUCCAUCCCCUGCUGCUUUAUCUCAUUGUUACAUUUUUCGGUUUGUUAGAUUUCCUACUUAUAUGAUUUGGGAUUGUGAGAUGUAACUAUUGUUUUUAUUAGUUAGUGAUAUAAUAGUACAAUUAUUUAGUGAUUACUGUAAUCCAAAAAAACCAUUCUUAUUAUGAUAUAUGCUCACUGAAUACAGGAAAA